AUGUUUUCUCAGCCUUAUUAUACAUCCUCCUCCUUCUUCCCUUUUUCUCCGCCAGCAUUUCAUCAAUACAGUCUCCAUGACAUCUUUAUCCCAGCAGCUAGCGGCGCUGAAGCAGGUGCUCCGGUUUCUGCCCAGCCAAUCGCCGGUUGGAAGCGUAAAAUGAGGAAGGAUAUGCAUAGUAAGAUAUACACGGCGAAAGGACCACGAGACAGGAGGAUGAGGUUUUCCCUAGAUGUUGCACGCAAGCUUUUCGACCUCCAGGAUCUGCUCGGCUUCGACAAGGCAAGUAAGACAGUUCAAUGGAUUCUCACUAUGUCAAAAGCUGCCAUUAAGGAACUUGUGGGGGCGGCUUCCAUAUGUAUGGUUGUUUCUUCUUCUGAGGGAGAAGACAUCUCGACUGUAUCGGAUAACAAGGACAUAUCUACAUCAGCUAUUUUUGCAAGUGAAUUUGAAAAGAACGCAAAGCCUAAAAGUAGGAUUUUGAGGUCGAGGCCCAUUUCUCAGCCAAAAUUAGUUGCCAAAGAAUUAAGAGAAAAGGCGAGGGCGAGGGCGAGGGCGAGGGAGAGGACUUUGGAGAAGAAGAUGAUGAGAUGUUGUAGGCCAGAAGAUGGAAGUAAAAGUAACCAACAGGCCAAUAUUUUAAAGUCUAUUCCUUUAGGCAGUUUUCUGCAAGAGGAAUAUUCUAGCUCCCAUGAUUUGAAAUCUUCCUUAGACUUUGUGGCAGAGAUGGAAGAGCACUGUUCAACUUCUCCUAUUAUGUAUGCAAAGGAACAUGAUCAUAAUGGUUCAAGUUCAGCAGUAGUGUUUGACUGUAAUCAGCAAACUGCUGUUAGUUUAUUUCAAGAACAAUGGGAUCACAGGAGUGCUUUUCCUAACAACUAUAUGGAUGAAAAGGUUCUUUUUGGUGAAGUUUCACUGCAGACCAGCUACGGGAGGGGAAUUAGUAUGCCGUCGAUGUUUGAUCAUGUGACUCGUGUCUAA
Molecule: messenger RNA, 981 nt
Organism: Phalaenopsis equestris
Lineage: Eukaryota; Viridiplantae; Streptophyta; Magnoliopsida; Asparagales; Orchidaceae
Product: transcription factor CYCLOIDEA-like
Exons: 1
Coding region: 1-981 (326 amino acids)
Biological process (GO): regulation of secondary shoot formation
Cellular component (GO): nucleus
Molecular function (GO): sequence-specific DNA binding; DNA-binding transcription factor activity
Source: RefSeq, a predicted model, not a curated record